GCUAAAAAAGCUUGUUGGGAUCAAAAUCAUGGGUCGUGGAAAAAUACCAAUUAAGAGAAUUGAAAACCAGACAACAAGGCAAGUCACCUUCUCCAAGCGCAGAGCUGGUCUUUUGAAGAAGACUCAUGAACUUUCAGUGCUUUGUGAUGCUCAAAUAGGCCUCAUCAUCUUUUCUAGCACUGGAAAACUCUGCCAGUACUGCACUGAACCUUACAGGAUGCAGCAAAUAAUAGAAAGAUAUCAAAAGGUUAAAGGGACCAGUAUUCCUGAGCAUGAUAGCAGAGAACAACUGUUCGGUGAGUUGACAAUGCUUAGGAAAGAAACUCUCAGUCUUCAAUUAAAUAUGAAGCGUUACAUGGGUGAGGACAUGAGUUCCAUUCCUUUUGAUGAUUUAGAUGAACUCGAACAAGAACUAGAACGCUCUGUUGCCAAGGUCCGCAACCGGAAGAAUGAGCUCUUGCAGCAGCAACUGGAUAAUCUGCACAGGAAGGAGCGAAUGUUGGAGGAGGAAAAUGGCAAUAUGUACCGUUGGAUCCAGGAUCAUCGCGUGGCAAUGGAGUAUCAGCACGCGACACUGGAAGCAAAGCCAGUGGAGCAUCAACAAGUUCUUGAUCAAUUCCCAUUUUGUGGAGAACCGAGUAGUGUCCUUCAGCUUGGAACCAUUCAUUCUCAAAUCCAUUCAUACCAUCUGCAGCUUGCUCAGCCCAACCUUCAAGGUUCUAGCAUUUAGAGCUUUAAGCAAGUAGCAAGAAUAAUAAGACUCUCAGAGACGGGUUUCUUGAGUACAAGUGUAGUGGAAUUAAUAGACAGUAUGCGUGCAUUGCUUUUAAGACAAACUACUCAUAUAUUUGGUUUCUCACUACAUUUUAUAUAUGCUUUUAUGUUCUUCAAGUUAUGGCUUGAAGUUAUAAUUAAACAAUAUAUAGUGGUGUGUUUUUGUACAUCUAGCAUAACUUGAAUAUUUGAAACUUUUCUUUAUAUAUAUAUAUCUGUCCUGGUAUUCUGUAGAA
Molecule: messenger RNA, 1010 nt
Organism: Jatropha curcas
Lineage: Eukaryota; Viridiplantae; Streptophyta; Magnoliopsida; Malpighiales; Euphorbiaceae
Product: protein TRANSPARENT TESTA 16
Biological process (GO): positive regulation of transcription by RNA polymerase II
Cellular component (GO): nucleus
Molecular function (GO): DNA-binding transcription factor activity; protein dimerization activity; RNA polymerase II transcription regulatory region sequence-specific DNA binding
Source: RefSeq, a predicted model, not a curated record